UGCAUGCUGCCUGUCUGCCAUGCCGUUUUAACUUAACUGUAAAACAGAAAAUAACGUAAUUAAAACUCUGUUCAAGUUAUAGUAAAAGAUGUCAUUCUUCAUACCAAGUAAUCGAGAACGUGGGAAGCUCAAACGAAAGUCGAAUGGCCCUGCUGGCAACUCAAAAAACUUUACUUCAAAAGGCAAAAACAAAGGCGGGAAAUACUCUAAACAUGACGACGAUGAAAGUAUUGCGAGCAGUGAUGAAGAAUUUGCUGAACAAAAAAGAAGGGGGAAGCUCGAGGAACUUUCCGAUGAGUCUGAGGAAGAGACUGCGCAAGAAAAGCGCAUCAGAUUGCAGAAGAAAUAUUUAGAAGAAAUUGAAGAAGAAGAGAAAGAUAGGGAGGAGUUUGAAAAGGGCGCAAUCGCGACACGUUUGCGUGAAGAAUACCUGGAGGAAAAAGGGCGAUUGAGAAAAGUUGUAGCGAGUAGCUACACAGGACACGGUGAACCAAUUAUUUUGAGAUACAAGCAACAUAGAGAAUCUAUUACAUGUUUGUGUGUUUCUGGUGAUGGAAAGUUUCUCUACUCUGGUUCUAAGGAUGGUACAAUCGUCAAAUGGGCGUUAUCAGACCGAUCCAAAGUAAAAAUCCUGAAAGGAAAACGGAAAAAGGAUGACAAAGGUAUCAAGUCUGUCAGCUGCAUGACAGUCAGCACAGAUGAUCAAUUUUUGGUGGUAGGAGAUAAAGCUUCGAAAAACGUAAUGGUAUUUUCGGCAGCCGACUUAACCCACAAAAAAGAUCUUCAAGGCCACAGAGCUCCAAUUUCUGGUGUAGUUUUUCGAAAAAACACGCAUACUUUGUAUUCUGCAUCCGAAGACAGAAGCGUGAAAGUUUGGAACUUGGAUGAUAUGGCCUACGUCGAAUCUCUAUUUGGCCAUCAAAAUGCUAUCACUUCCAUAGACGCUCUUUCUCGAGAACGUGCCAUAACGAGUGGUGGUCACGAUGGAAGUAUAAGGAUAUGGAAAAUCGUCGAAGAAUCACAGUUAAUUUUUAACGGCCACGGUGGAAGUAUAGAUGCAGUAAAACUCAUAAACGAAGAAAAUUUUCUCAGUGGUGGUGAUGAUGGUCAGCUGAGUGUAUGGGGUGCUUUAAAAAAGAAACCGCUAUGUUCAGUUACUGAAGCUCACGGAAAGAAUCCAGAAAAUGGAUUACCUAACUGGAUUUCCAGCAUUGCUACGCUUUUAAAUACAGAUUUAGUCGCCUCGGGUUCCGGAAAUGGCGUCGUUAGACUUUGGCAGUGUGGCGACUCGUUUCGGAGUCUGAAUCCACUCUUCGACGUCGAGGUCAAAGGAUUUAUAAACUCACUGGUGUUUACCCCAGAUGGAAAUUAUCUUAUAGCUGGAGUUGGCAAGGAACACAGACUGGGAAGGUGGUGGCAUUUGACAGAGCCGAAGAAUAGUAUAGUUUUAAUACCGUUAAUUCACAAUAAAAGUAAGUGAUAAUUUCCAGUUGUCAACUGUAAUGCUGAAUUUACGUCUCUAAUGUUAGAGAUGUUUCUUACUGUAAAGUUAACUACUUUUAAGCGAGAU
Molecule: messenger RNA, 1570 nt
Organism: Belonocnema kinseyi
Lineage: Eukaryota; Metazoa; Arthropoda; Insecta; Hymenoptera; Cynipidae
Gene: U3-55K
Product: U3 small nucleolar RNA-interacting protein 2
Exons: 8
Coding region: 89-1480 (463 amino acids)
Cellular component (GO): small-subunit processome
Molecular function (GO): snoRNA binding; protein binding
Source: RefSeq, a predicted model, not a curated record